Daldinia decipiens is the source of this 1538-nucleotide messenger RNA. RefSeq lists its product as uncharacterized. The record is from RefSeq and is a predicted model, not a curated record. The transcript is spliced from 2 exons. NCBI's taxonomy places the organism in Eukaryota, Fungi, Ascomycota, Sordariomycetes, Xylariales, Hypoxylaceae. The coding region runs from base 328 to 1296 and encodes 322 amino acids.
UCGCUACCCCGCCGACGGGUACUUAAUCGUAGUAUCGAUUAAACGUUAGGUUAGGUAGGUACAUCCCGGCUUGCUAUAUGGUUAAGUAGGUAGGUACCUAGGUUUAGGUACUGCAAGGAAGCUGCGGGCUCCUGCAAGCUCUAAAGUUGUUAUGUUAUCCAUCAGUCGAUUUUUACCUAUUGCGAACCUCAAAAAUUUAUCGGCGACCUAUGAUAAAUGUGACGGCUUGAAGAAUACACGCCACUCCGCCUUGACAAACACCAUAAGAAGUUACUGAACGAAGUUAAUCCCGAUUAAAUACGCCUCCACAAAUACGCAUACAAAAUUAUGGCUAUAAACUACAGCCCGCGGAGUGUCGCCGACGCUACGCGAUUUACAUCCAAUACCCCCCAUGCGAAUGCGAAAGCCGCAUCCCGCUCUCCCCCGUCGUCAAGCAGCUCUUCCCCCUCCACUACCUCAUCACAGCCAACCCAGAGAAGUAUGCCGCCGCCCGGCAUGCCCAGGCCUUCGGCGCCCGAGACCAUGGAAGAGCGCGUACGUCGGUUGCGGGCCGCACACCUCGCGGCGAGGAAGCAUGAGACAUCGCGGUUUGACCGUGUUGUCGGCGUAUCCAGGAGGUACUUUGAUGCCGCUCACAAGUUCACUGUUCUGGGCUUAAUCGGAUUUAGCGGCCUUGCACUCUUCGUCACAGUCUACGCAACAGCCGAUAUGAUGGUAUACAAUCACAAGCGCCGGAACGAGUUUUUCUCACUCCGGAAGCAACUUAAGACCGACAGUCUGGAAGCUGCACGGUUGGCGUACAUGACGGGCACAGCAUCCGAGGAACAAAUUACGCUUGUAGAGGAAGCCGAGGAAAAAGCCAGACAGUCGGGCAUAAGCCUACCGCCCUUACUGUCUUCGCCAAAGCCAAUUGCUUCGGAAGCGGGCGCAAUUGAGAGCAUGGAAAGAAGCGCCUGGCCGGGAGAGUCUAUGGUCGAGAGUAGUGGGUCCGCUGCGAACGAGGUAGAGAAGCCUAAGAAGAAGGGCUUCACUUCGUGGUUAUUCGGGGGGCUAAAGAAUGAAGAGGCUGGCGAGGAGCCCUUACAAUUCGACAAAGAAGCCGCGGCAGCUUCGGGUCUACCUUCGCGAUCGAGUAUCGCCAAUGCGGUUGACGGGUCGCAACAGGCGUUAAAGGACAAGGCGAAGGCAGCAUUCGACCAGGAGCGGGAGAAUCAAAGGAAUGGAGGGCCUCUAGACCAGGUCGGUUCGAGCGGGAAGUUGACUAGUAAUGAAACCAAGAAGAGCGGGUGGCAGUAGUGAGGUUGAUAAAAACUACUACCAUAGUCUUCAAGAUCUUCAACGAUGUAGGACCGGCGAAGUUAAGAGGACGGUGGCAAUUGCUAUAUAAGCCAACCGGCUGCAAUACUCCGCUGUAUAUAGGUUACUAACGACGUUUAUAUCGGAUAUGGCAUGAGUUUGGUAUACUCGUUGAUGAAAAGAAUAUCGGUGUAUCAUUACCGUAUGAAAAGGACAGAGCAUUACACUGGGCGUACCGGACG